CACCAGUCCCAUCAGUCAGUCAGUGUGUGCCAUUGGUGGCCUCAGCACCAGCAUCGGCAUCAGGCUCGGGUGCGGCAUCUUUGAUGCGAUUGUAGAGGUCGGGGUCGCCCGUGGCGAUGGCGCACACCUCCAGCACGUGGCGGGCUAUCGCGGGGACACCCACCUGACACACACACACACACAUAGACACAUCCACACAUAGACACAUACACCAUGGGAGGCGGAGGGACGCAACACACCAUAAUAGAUGCAGAUGCGUACGUACCAUGUGUUUGCACUGAGCGAAUAUGGUGGGGCCGCCUUGCCGCAUCUGAUUCGCCUCCCUGUCCAUCACCUACAUUCAUCCCAUCCACAACCCAUCUGCACUGCACAUGUGGCUGGCUGGUUGUCCCUCCCGACCCUCUGUCUGUCCACUCACCCCCAGAUCAGCCCCAACGGCUUCGGCGAGGUCCGUCUUGUUGAUGACGAGUAGGUCAGACUGGGUGAUGCCAGGGCCGCCUUUUCUUGGCACUUUGUCGCCGCCAGCCACGUCGAUGACGUAGAUGAUGAAGUCGGCCAGCUCGCGGCUGAAGUUGGCGGCGAGGUUGUCGCCGCCCGACUCGACGAUGACCAUGGCGGGGUGGUAGCACUCGGUCAGCUCCUUGACCGCCUGAAGGCAAAGCACACAUGUACACAUCACAUGGCUGGCUGGGAUGGACGCAACGCACUCAUUCAUUGCUGCCAGUGUCAGCCUACCUCCAUGUUGAGGGCAUAGUCUUCACGGAUCGCUGCGUGGGGGCACCCACCGGUCUCAACCUGAGAGAACGCAUGGCAUGGCGUGGCGUCACACACACCCUCCCUCCCUGGCUGCACACAUACGGCUCUCAUUCGUUCCUCCGGGAGCGCCUUGUUCUUGACGAGGAACUCCCAGUCCUCCCGCGUGAAGAUGUCGUUGGUCACCACGGCAAGGGACACCUGCUGCGACAGAUACCGACACAAAGCCAGCACCAGAGCUGCAACACACACACACACACACACACACACACAAUGCAGCCCGCUGUGUGGGUGGGUGCCGUGCAUGGUACGUGCCUGUUUUGCCCGACCCCACAGGUCCGCCGAUGCCCACGGUGAAGGCGCGUGCCGACCAGUCCCUCCUCGACAGAGGCCCGUCCCGGCUCAAAAACUCCCCAGGACCCUCCAUGUGCUCAUGCUGCACACAGCCAGCCAACCAAACACCACACGAGUCACGGAGAUCUGUAGAUCUCUCUUCCCCAAUGAGUCCGUACCUACCGUGUGUCCAUGUUCGUGUGAGUGGCUGUGCGCGUGGCCGUGGGUGUGGCUGUGGUUGUCGUCGGAGCCGUGAUGGUGGCCGUGGUCCAUCGACCCGCUUUGAAUGAAGGGCACCUGCGACCAGAGGAAGGAGGCGAUGAAUGAAUGGAUGCGGGUGAAGGUACCUCCGCCAUUCGACUCAUCCCUGCCGCUCACCUUGCCAUGGUCAUUGGCGGUCUGCAUCUGUUGUGUUCCUCU
This is a messenger RNA of Vitrella brassicaformis, 1506 nucleotides long. NCBI's taxonomy places the organism in Eukaryota, Vitrellaceae. The record is from the annotation of a GenBank genome assembly.